Messenger RNA from Entelurus aequoreus (snake pipefish), 1985 nucleotides. It is a transcript of the gene rnf114, whose product is annotated as ring finger protein 114. Gene Ontology annotation, molecular function: ubiquitin protein ligase activity. Gene Ontology annotation, biological process: protein polyubiquitination; ubiquitin-dependent protein catabolic process. The record is from RefSeq and is a predicted model, not a curated record. The transcript is spliced from 6 exons. The coding region runs from base 67 to 750 and encodes 227 amino acids. Lineage: Eukaryota; Metazoa; Chordata; Actinopteri; Syngnathiformes; Syngnathidae.
UCGCGCGAGAGCACAUGUGACGUGGUCACGUGGUUGCUGGAAACGAACACAGGGUGAAGAAAAGAAAUGGCGAUGCUCGGAGGCUUCAGCUCUACACAGCACAAGAAAAACAUAUCUGACACCAACAGCGACGUGUCAGAAUUUGUCUGUCCGGUCUGUCUUGAAAUAUUCGACAGUCCCGUCACAACACAAUGCGGCCACACGUUCUGCCAGAGUUGUUUGCAGGAAUGUUUGCGUCCGCAAAAACCUGUCUGUGCUGUAUGUCGGGCAACUCUUGGCCAUUGCACUAAAGCUGUGGAGCUAGAGGCUCUGAUUCAAUCAUCUGUGGCAGCUUGCAAAGGUUGUGGAACUCAGGUUGGCCUUUCUCAGAUGAGAAGCCACACAGCUGCUUGUCUAAAAUACCAGGAGUACAUUGAGGAAGGUGUUCGUACUACUGCCCAGAGCCAACCUGCUAUCAUCAGUCCAGUGCCAAACCGUUACACGUUUACCUGCCCUUAUUGCAACUGCCAGAACCUUGAUCAAGACGGCCUGGUUGAACACUGCACUUCUCAGCAUGCUCGUGACGCACGCCAAGUGGUUUGCCCCAUCUGUGCCUCCAUGCCGUGGGGGGACCCAAACUACAGGAGUACUGACUUUUUCCAGCACCUCAAGAUUAGACACACCUUUUCAUAUGAUACCUUUGUUGAUUACUCAACAGAUGAGCACACAAUGAUCCAGGAGGCUCUACAGCGCUCCCUUUUGGACAACUGAAGUGUGAAGAACAAUCCAGAGGAAAGACCUAUGUAUGAAGGGGAGAUGGCAAUGUGAUGUCUUAAGAAGGCAGAACAACUCGCUUGUAUCGUCACUAAUAUUCACAAAGAUGAGAUACUCGCAGAUCAGUUUCAGAAGAGAUUGUACCCAUGACUUUAGUGGAUUAUUUUGGCAUAAAUAAACCACGCAACACCUUGUCUGAUUUAGGUCUGAUAUGGUGUGGCAGAUGUGAUGAUCUCUAAUAUUCCUCCCCAGUUCAGCCUGUUGAAUAUUUUUUUAUCCAGUUAAGCUGUUCCUAAAGCCCCCAUACUACAAAUCCAAACUCCUAAACGUUCAGUAAGAGGGCACUACCACUCGGUGGCUAGCAGUUGCCAGCAAACUUCAGUCAACAAGUCAAGUAAUGGUAAUAAUUGAUGGGAAUUUACUGACGGUGACUCAAAAGGGAGAUAUAUUUGUCUGAUUUUAUUUGCAGGAGAUCUUUUUUUACACAGUGUAAUGUGUGUGUUCUCUGGGUGUUUGAAUGUUUUACUAAAAAGAUAAUUAUGUGAGGAAAUAACAAACCCAGAGAUGUUUGAAUGUGUCUCUACUGGCGUGCCUGCUUGUAGGUCUUGUUCCUCACUUCUAAAACACACAGGGCUGAGGGUUCACUCUGAUGCAAGGAGAGCGCCAUUUUUAAUGCUAUACCGUAAAGCAGCCACUUCACUGAUGUUCAUGUGGAGAAUUUAUUUGCAUGGGUUUGUCCACUGGAGGGUAGUAGCGUCCAACCCUUGACAGCAGCUGUUAAAGCGUGCCCUUCUGCUGCUCUUCAGUGUAUUACUUUGGACUACAGCAUAAAUAAAUGUACAAAUUGCAGCAUAACCACAGUUUGGCGUGUAGACACUUUGUCACUUAGGUCAAAUGUUUGUUUUGUCAUGCGCGCCACCUCGGUUCACUAUAAUCACUGCUAACUGUCCUUCGGGUGAGGGGGAGGCAGUCCUGUGCUUCCUAUAAGUGUCAGCAGAAUAUUUUUAUUAAGUAGUUCCGUCUGUUGCACAGUGCACAACAAACCCAGGUGAAGUAGCUGUAGCUUCAGGCACUUAACGGUUUGAAGAGUCUUUGGUGGCACUCGGGCCUCAAUGUUUGUUUCUCCUGUCUUAUGUGUUUUAAUUUGUGUUUUUCAUAAUCACUUUUUUCAGUGUAUCUCUUGUAAGUUCUACUGUCUGGUGGAGCCUAAUCUUGAUACAUUAAAGCUCUUU